This is a messenger RNA of Parus major (Great Tit), 3442 nucleotides long. RefSeq names its product SLC9A3 regulator 2 (gene NHERF2). The transcript has 7 exons. Gene Ontology annotation, cellular component: apical plasma membrane. Gene Ontology annotation, molecular function: protein-membrane adaptor activity; signaling receptor binding. The record is from RefSeq and is a predicted model, not a curated record. NCBI's taxonomy places the organism in Eukaryota, Metazoa, Chordata, Aves, Passeriformes, Paridae. Gene Ontology annotation, biological process: protein localization to plasma membrane. The coding region runs from base 45 to 1097 and encodes 350 amino acids.
CGCGCCCGCCCAGCUCCGCCGCCACCGCCGCUCCGCCGCCGGCCAUGGCCAAGGACCAGCUGAAGCCGCGGCUGUGCCGAAUGCUCAAGGGGGAGAGCGGCUACGGCUUCCACCUGCACGGCGAGAAGGGCAAGAGCGGCCAGUUCAUCCGCAAAGUGGAGCCCGGCUCGCCCGCCGAGGCUGCGGGGCUGCGCGCCGGGGACCGCGUCGUGGAGGUGAACGGGCUCAACGUGGAGCAGGAGACGCAUCACCAGGUCGUGCAGCGCAUCAAGGCCGUGGAGACGGAGACGCGCUUGCUGGUGGUGGACAAGGAGACGGACGAGUACCUGUGCAGCCUGAGGCUCACCUGCACCGAGGACAUGGUGCACAACGGGAUCCUGCUGGGCUCUGCCAAGGGCCUGCCCAGCGACAACGGCGAGGUUUGGAAACCGCAGCUGGAUCUGAGCGGGGGCGGCCUCCAGAGGCAUUCCCACAGCUUCUCCUCGCACGGCAGCAGGAAGGAUUUGAACGGACAGAAGGAGCUGUGCCCACGUCUCUGCCACCUGAAGAAAGGCCCCAAUGGCUACGGCUUCAACCUGCACAGCGAGAAAUCCCGGCCGGGGCAGUUCAUCCGCUCGGUGGAUCCCGACUCGCCGGCUUCCCGGGCGGGGCUGCGGCCCCAGGACCGCCUGGUGGAGGUGAACGGGAUAAACGUGGAGGGCCUGCGGCACUCGGAGGUGGUGUCCCACAUCAAAUCCAGGGACAGCGAAGCCAGGCUCCUGGUGGUGGACCCCGAGACAGACGAGUACUUCAAGAAGCUGGGGGUGACCCCCACGGAGGAGCACACCAAAGGUGUGGUGCCCCAGCCCAUGACAAAUGGAUCUGCACAGACUCAGCUGAAUGGAGGAUCCACAUCUUCAUCUCACAGUGACCUACAGAGUCCUGGGAAGGAAUCUGAGGACGGAGACACGGACAAGAAGGACCCGUUUGAGGAGAGCGGGCUGAGCCUGAGCCCCACGGCCGCCGAGGCCAAGGAGAAGGUGAGGGCCAAGCGUGUGAAGAAGCGAGCGCCGCAGAUGGACUGGAACAAGAAACGGGAGAUUUUCAGCAAUUUCUGAGCCCUGCUGGUGGCCGCCGUCCGCUCUCCUCUGCCCCAGCUCGGACAUUUCUGAGGUGCCUACGCCCUGUCCCUCGGUGUCCACGUGAGAUGCUUUGUGCUCUGCUCUUCACUGGUUGCUUUUACGAGGCGUAUUUUAAAGUCCUUUUUAUUUUUAUUUUUUAUUAUUAUUAUUAUUGUUGUUAUUAUUAUUGUUAUUGUUACUCACCAGCGAUUCUCAUAAGACAAAUGUGACCAAAGCUCCUUUUCUCGCUUGCUCUUGAGCCCGGCUCCAGCUGCCCACCGUCCCCCAUUCCUAUGAGAAAGGACUGGAAGAAUUUUAACUCUUGUUCUUUACCUGCAUCAUUUAGGCUUCUGUUACUUCUUUUUUAUUUUUUCUGUGAGGUGUUUUGGCUUUGUGGGUGUCCCAGGCUGAGCCCCGUGGGAUGCUCUGUGCCCCUGUGCAAACAUCUCACGGCUCGUGGUGGGUCCCUGCAGGGUGGGGGUGCCAGGACCCCCCUCCCCAGCUCCCCAUGCCCAGCAUUAGCUACUCCCACCACGGGAAGAUGGACUGUGGCUGGAAAUGGUUUGUUGGCUUUGCUAUUGAAGCAAAAGUAUUUGUUUUGUUGGUUUUUUGUUUUUUUUUUUGUUUUAUUUUAUUGAAGUCCCAUGUGUUUCCAGUUAGUUUAGGAACCUCCCCCCAGCAGCAGCUCCUGCCCAGGCAGUAAAAGCCCAUUUUUCACCCCAAACAGCUGUGCAGAGGGGAGAGAGUGGGGUUUAAAAGCAAACCCCAAGGCCAAAGGGCACAGCUCUCCCUGCCUGCAGCCGUGGAUGUGGCAGGGGAGGAGGGAGAGGAGCCAGUCCUGCCCCAUGGAGCACGAAGAUGACAACCACGAGAUGCCACAAAAACUCCUUGGACAGACCUGGCAGCGGGGAUCACCCAACAUCUGCUUCCAGGAGGGAGCAGCUCUAUCUGAGGCUCGGUACUGGGGAGUGGGGCUGGUCCAGGUCCCACCUGGGCUGGGUUUGGUGGCUCCAGCCAGGAGUGUCACUGCUGGAAGGACAUCCUCCAAAACCGUGGGGCUGGAGAUGGAGCAGGCACUGGUGUGAUGGAGUGGGCAGCACCUUUGGCUUCCUGUGGCCUCCUCCAAAGCCCCACUCUGGGCAUUGAGUGUAUCUUUAAAGCAUUACAGAUUAAGUCCGUGUAAGCUCUUUAUUGUUGCCUUUGGCUGUGUGAGUGAAGGUGACUCAGCUGAGCUGCAGCACUCCCAGGUAGCAGAGCUGAGGUAGCAGGGCAGGGGCUGGGGCUGUCCCACUCCCUCCCACACCCCAGCAGCAAUCCCAGCCCGGCUGUGGGAAGGGACUGGGAGUACAAAGCCACUUUUCCCAGUCCCCUGGCCGUGGAUGGUGUGACCACAGAGCUGUGGCUGUGCCCUGCUGGGAUGAAACCCUCGCGUGGUCAGUGUGCUACGGAUGUGGGAACGGCUCUGCACGGAUUUCCUAAGGUAUUUCCACAUUUUGGAGCUAAAAGGUGCCUUAUACCAUUCUCUGCUCUCCUCAGCAGCGGGCUGGGGCUCAGCACAGGGGGUUUGGCUUCCCUGGGGAGCAGCUGGAGCCCGUGGCCUUAUGCUGCUGGCAGGAGAGUGUGGAGCCUCAGGGGUGAAGGAGAUGAGUUCUCUUUAUGAAAGUUAUCUUCUAGGAUUGUCGAUGGGCUGAACAGGUUGAAAAUAAUGACUUUGCAGAGGAACAGGUGCAGGUGUUUGGCUGUGGGUGACGAGACAGGCGCUGAGGUGAUGGGGGAUGUGGAGAGGCUGCCUCCCCUCGGGGCUCUGCCAUUAACAAGACACCUCUUCCCCCUCCCACUUCAAAUUCCUGCUCUCUUUCUGGCCCCCAAAAUACUGUCUUCUCUCUCUGGGUAAUGUUUGGAAGGAGCUCUUUUCCAUGGUGUGCACGUUGCUUCCCGUGCCCGUGUUGCCAAACCCCGGCAGCGCCGGGCAGAGCAUUCCCAGGACACGGCAGAGGGCACAGACCUGGUGACAACACCCCAAUUCUCAUCCAGGACUGCUGUACUUGAAGGGGGGAGUAAGAAAAUAAACAACCUUGUGUAGUGUUGAAUGUAGAUCAAAAGAAAUCGGGUGUGCAAAUCCGUGUUGGUAAGAUUGAAAAUUUUAAUCUCUUAGUCCGUGGAAACUGCUCCUGGUUGAAGCAUUACUGCAUUCCUGACAUCUUGUAGCUCAGUAGUAAUUAUUCAGUUCCUGUACAUUUAACUUGGAAAAGAAAGAAAUCAAUAAAGUCUAAGGCUGUCAGCAGCAUUGCAAACCCACCAUGUACACGGUAAUGUCAGUAAUAAACUUGGUUUGCCAUGUA